UUGGAUAUAUACAACAGCGAUCAGGGAAUGGCGCCAGCUAAUAUGGGUCUCACAAAUGCUUCUUGCCCAGCUAACCUACCAGUAAAAAGGGAACUCACAGCAGAUACACGAGCAAUGGCAAAGGAGAGACAAAAAAAGGAUAACCACAAUCUCAUUGAGAGAAGAAGAAGGUAUAAUAUUAAUUACCGAAUCAAGGAGCUUGGCACACUCAUUCCCAAGUCUAAUGAUCCUGAUAUGCGCUGGAACAAAGGAACUAUUUUAAAAGCAUCAGUGGAGUACAUCAAGUGGCUACAAAAAGAACAACAGAGAGCCAGAGAAUUAGAACACAGGCAGAAGAAAUUAGAGCAUGCUAACAGAAGACUUCUACUCCGAAUUCAGGAAUUAGAGAUCCAGGCCCGUGCACAUGGCCUUCCAGUCAUGUCUUCACUCAGUGCUGUCGAUUUAGCUGCACAGGUCAUCAAGCAACAGUCUUAUCCAGAGGAAAGCUCUGUAGACUACUCUCAACAAAUGCCUUUGGCACAUGGACCAAAUUCUGAUGUUUGCGAUGGAUCUACAGCCUUUUCUGAUCCACUUUCACACUUUACGGAUUUGUCCUUCAGCGCAGCUUUGAAAGAAGAGCAACGGCUAGAGGAAAUUUUACUGGAUGACACGGUGUCACCAUUUGGAACAGACCCACUCUUGUCCUCUGCAUCCCCAGCCGCAUCGAAAGAGAGCAGCAGGAGAAGCAGCUUUAGCACAGACGAUGGAGAUGAUUUAUAAAAGCAGAAAGGGCCUCAUACUUCUCUAAACCACUUGCUAAAAUACUGAGUUGAACGUAAGCAUGGUGCUUGUGCUUACUAUAAACACGAAUAAGGAGAGCCACUGUGAAGAUAAGGUACUACAUGACAAGGGUUUAAGUCAGCCCUUACUUCACAGGAAAAUGAGAUGGACAUGAACUCGUAUCACCUUGCCCCAGAUUCACACCCUCUGUUCACAGCUGACAUUUGCACAGAUCUUUCUGCACUGGG
This is a messenger RNA of Cariama cristata (Red-legged seriema), 1007 nucleotides long. It is a transcript of the gene TFEC, whose product is annotated as transcription factor EC. The transcript is spliced from 5 exons. Gene Ontology annotation, molecular function: protein dimerization activity; RNA polymerase II cis-regulatory region sequence-specific DNA binding; DNA-binding transcription factor activity, RNA polymerase II-specific. Bases 28 to 759 code for a protein of 243 amino acids. Gene Ontology annotation, biological process: regulation of transcription by RNA polymerase II. The record is from RefSeq and is a predicted model, not a curated record. Gene Ontology annotation, cellular component: nucleus. Lineage: Eukaryota; Metazoa; Chordata; Aves; Cariamiformes; Cariamidae.